Messenger RNA from Mytilus trossulus (common blue mussel), 4156 nucleotides. RefSeq names its product ectonucleotide pyrophosphatase/phosphodiesterase family member 5-like. The record is from RefSeq and is a predicted model, not a curated record. The transcript has 4 exons. Bases 264 to 1730 code for a protein of 488 amino acids. Lineage: Eukaryota; Metazoa; Mollusca; Bivalvia; Mytilida; Mytilidae.
GCUUGAUAUGUCGUAUUUACACAAUGCACCAACUUAGUUGAAUAUUGACAUUGAGCGAGAGAAAACAGACGAAUUUCAACAAGUUGGUUUCCAAGAGCAUUCUCAACAAAAUAUAGAUUUGCAAAUGCUACAGGAUUUAAAUAAAAAGCGAGCAAAUAUAUCAUGAUAAAGUCGUAACUUUUCACAAUCACCCUCAACAUGUUACAACCCCACACGCAGUAAAUUAGUGAGUAAACCAAAAGACUGAAAAGUGAAACAGCAGUAUGAAAACAGCAGAUGUCCUGACAUUCAUGCUGUUGACAGUUCAAACAAUAUGUCUGUCAACAGAAGUAAAAAUACCAAAGCUUAUAUUAAUUUCAAUGGAUGGUAUGAGAUAUAAUUUCCUUGACAACCUAAAUAAGGAGAGUAUUUCAAGUUUUGACUUUUUUAGAACAGGAGGUGUAAAUGUGAAAUUUAUUCGAAAUGUUUUUCCCAGUGUUACAUAUCCAAAUCAUAUGACAAUUGUUACUGGUCUUUAUCCCGAGAGCCAUGGUAUAGUCAGUAACAGUUUUUGGGAUCCAUAUUUGCAAGAUACAUUCCAUGAAGGAAAUUACCGACAAAAUUUUGAGUCCAAAUGGUUUGACGUUGGAUCAGAACCUAUAUGGGUGACAAAUUACAAAGCAGGUCAUUCACGAGAUAGUGGUGUUGUUUUGUGGCCUGGUGGCGUUGCUGAAAUGAAGUCAUAUAUGCCACGAGUAAUUCCAGGUGGUUACAUUUAUAACCUUACAUACAACUGGAACAAAAGAGUUGAUCAUUUGAUUGAAUGGUUUUCCAAAAAUGAAUCAAAUAUUCGUACGAUUAAUUUAGGAGUUUUGUACUUUCCAGAACCAGAUGAAGUAGCACAUGUACAUGGACCAGACAGCAAAGAAGUUAAAGAUAUAAUUUAUGAACUUGACAAAACUUUAGGCUAUAUGAAGAAAAGGCUGAUAGAUGAAAAUUUAUUUGAUGACAUGAAUAUCAUAAUAACAUCUGAUCAUGGUCAUACUGAUAUCAGUACUAGUCAACUAAUAAACAUAGAUCAGUAUGUUAGUAAGACACUUUAUAUUGCUAGAGUUGGCUUAAACAGUAUAGUAACUUGCUUGAAUCCAUCAAAAGCCAGUACAAGAGAAGAACUGUAUGCAAAACUGAAGAAAAUUCCCAACAUAACCUUAUACAGAAAAGGGGGUGAAAGCUCUAAGGCACUGCACUAUAGUGAUAACAGAAGAAUAUCAGAGUUUGUGCUUGAAGCAAAGAAAGGAUAUAUAUUGAAAAAUACUAAACAAAAAGGAGCUCAUGGAUUUGAUCCAGAAAAAGUUCCAGAUAUGCAUCCAUUUUUUAUUGCCUUUGGUCCAGCUUUCAAGAAAGGAUUGGGGAAUGCUGAUCCAUUCAACUCUGUUGACAUCUAUCCAUUGAUGUGCCAUAUACUUGGGAUUGACCCAGCACCUAAUAACGGAACACUUAAAAAUGUACUGCAUAUUUUAUCACAUCCUCCAUCACAACAUGCAUCUACAUUCCAAUUCACUGGCAUCACAUUUUUAGUGGUAGUAAUAUUUGUUGCCUUUGUUGGAGGAGUCUAUGCAAUAGGAGCAUGCAGACAAGGAAGAAUAAAACAAUAUGUACAAGUGAACAGAAAAAUCAUCAACCAUUCUGAGUUUGGACAAUCAUCCUUGCUGUAUGGGAGCAACGGUGAAGAUGAAGAGGAUGAAUUUUAAAGUGGCAUUACACAUGAUAUAUUGACAAUUUUUGUCUUAGGCAACAAUCAUUUAACUUCAUGUCAGGGAGGGUGUUAUGGUUUUUUUCAUAAAAAAAUUAUUUUGAUCCCCAAUUUGAUGGGGAAUUUUUUUUAUGGUUAAGCAGAUGACAAAAAUAUAUUUAAAAUCCAGAUUUUUCUUUUCCUGAUAGUGCUAAAAAAAAUUUUGGGGGGAAAGAAUUUGAUUGAUAGGGUCUAAAAAAAAAAAAAAGUUGGAGUUUAUUCUGAAAAAUAUUUCUUAGUCAGGCAAAAAACAUAAUCUGAGUUUACUAAUUUAUUUUGAGAGUUACCUCAAUUUCUGGGUACAGCUAUUAUAUAGCAAACUGGUUGUGAAUUAUGUAAUUUUUUUAUUGUAUGUUGAAAUGUUUUUGAAUGGCUGUAGUAAUAUUAUAGGUGUAAUGAACAUGCUGUAUAAAGAGUUAGACUCAGAUGUGUCUCUCUAAUUAGAUUUAGAUUUUAUACAUUUAUAAUGGGGUUUUUUUAAGUUUAGGGAUGCCAAGGGCAAAUCAUGCUUAUUACAUUCCAGAAAUAUAAAUGAGGGUUUUGAUGCUUUCAGCCUUUUUAUUGAUAGAUUUUUUUUCUAUUUAUGUCCAGUGGCAAAUAGUGAAUGCAUUAACAGGAAAAGAAUCCAUUGAUAAUAAAAUAGUCCCAGCAUAGUGGUUCAAUGUGAUGACGCUCAGAAAUUUUUACUGGCACUCAAAAUUUAGGGAAAAUUUGAUAAAUAAAAUGUUUGCAAUGAAAUAAGUCACCAAUACGUCCUCUUCAAAGAAUUUUAUAAGGGUUCUUUAACUUGCAGUUCAUGUGACACUUUUCAAUGCAUCAUAUUUAGAUUUGUGAUUCCAAUUGGACAUGGCUGAUUAUUUAUGCAUCCCAUAUAUCCAAACAGAUGCCCCUAGCCAUUUUUUUCUUUUCUCCUCACUUGGCGUCCGUUGUCGUCGUCGUUAACAAUUUUUCAAACAUCUUCUCCUCUGAAACUACUGAAUGGAUUUGGAUGAAACUUAGCAUGAUUGUUCCUUAGAUUAUCCUGCACAAACUUUGUGCUUCGAUUUUUUAUCCGUCAAAAAACAUGGCCGCCGUUAUUUAAAAUAGAACAUAGGGGUCAAAUGCAGUUUUUGGCUUAUAUCUCAAAAACUAAAGCAUUUAGAGCAAAUCUGACAUGUGGUAUAAAUGUUCAUUAGGUCAAGAUCUAUCAGCCCUGCAAUUUUCAGAUGAAUCAAACAACCCAUUGUUGGGUUGCUGCCACUUAAUUGGUAAUUUUAAGGAAAUUUUGCAGUUUUUGGUCAUUAUCUUGAAUAUUAUUAUAGAUAAAGAUAAACUGUAAACAGCAAAAAUGAUCAGCAAAGUAAGAUCUACAAAUAAGUUAAUAUGACCAAAAUUGUAAAAAGACCCCUUAAGUGGAAAUUUUUCACAAUUUGUUCAUCAUAUUUGCUAACUUUAAAAAAUCUUCUCCUCUAAAACUACUCAACCAAAUUCAACCAAACUUCAACUGAAUGAUCAGUAGGGUGUAUAAAAUAAAGUUUGUGUUUUAUUUUCUAUUUUGUCAAAAAACAUGGCCGUCAUGGCUAAAAAUAGAACACAGGGUAAAAUGUAGUUUUUGGCUUUAUCUCAAAAACUCCAGCAUUUAAAGCAAAUAAGACAAGAAGUUAAAGUAUUUAUUAGGUCAAAGUCUACCUGUCCUGAAAUUUUCAGCCGAAUUGGGUAACUGGUUUUUCAGGUAUAAUGCCCCUGAAUUGAUGAUUUUAAAGACAUUUUGCAGUGUUUGGUUAUUAUCUUGAAUAAUAUUAUAGAUACAGAUAAACUGUUAAUAGCAAAAAUGUUAAGCAAAGUAAGAUCUACAAAUAAGGCAAUUUGACCAAAAUUGUCAAUUGACACCUUAAGGAGUUAUUGCUCUUUAAAGACUUUUUUCACAAUUUGUUCAUCAUGUUGACUUACUUUAAAAAAAUCUUCUCCUUUGAAACUGCUGUAUCAAUUUCAGCCAAACUAAGGGCUAAAUGAGUUUCAGAGUAUCUAGUAUAAAUCUUAUAUUUUAUAUCCUUGUAUGUCAAGAAACAUAGCUCCUAUGGCUAAAAAAGAACAUAUAGGAGAAAAUCUUUUUUUUUUUUUUGUGCUUUUGAAGAAAAUAGGACGAUUCAAAGAACAUUUAAAUAAAUUGAAAAGCCAAAAUAAUCAUUGAUUGGAGAUUUAACCAAAAAAAUUAAGGUGACAUAUUCAGGCUCUUGAGAGCCUCUUGUUUUGAAUUCUGUUGGUUUUAUAUAUCAUUUGUCUAUAGUAGCCUUGACCUUUAAAGUGUAACUUUUUUACCUGGAAAAUGAUCUAAUUUUUCUUUCAAUGAAGAGUUUUUCCCCAAUUCAAGAUCUUUUGAAAUCAUGCCAUUGCAUUUUGCCAUCU